AUGGGUCCUCAUGACCUGAGAUAUCUCUUUCUCAUGUUCGGGGCCUGCAAAGCGGGCUACGAGAUACUCUUUCCGAUGUUUCAUGCCUCGGCCAUUAGCACUUUGUUCCUUUCAAUCUGGAAUACCGUUCCAACAAUUUCACCGCCUCCAAUACCUCUGACAGCAGAACUUGCAAAUGAAAUGAUCGUCAACUGUAACAUUGAAGCUGCUACCAUGCCUCCGUCUAUCCUUUCUGAAAUGGCAGGGAAUCAAAGGUAUCUAGAAAGUCUUUGGAGAUGUACCAGUGUGAUGUAUGGGGGAGGACCGCUACCUACCCAGGCCGGUGAUCGCAUCGCGUCAGGCACCACUCUCAUCACUGUCUUUGGAUCCUCGGAGACAGGGUUCUUCCCUGUCGAAGACAUGCAGCGGGAGGACUGGCCGUACGUCAAACUAAGCGACUGCGCUGGUGGCGUGUAUCGUCCUUAUGCGAAUGAUCUGUUCGAGCUUGUCGUUGAGCGGAAGCCUGGUCUGGAAAUGUCCCAACCUGCGUUCUGGAUGUACCCUGGACUGGAAGAAUACCACACGAAGGACCUGUUUUCGAAACAUCACAGCAAACCCGAUCUUUGGUUGUGGCAAGGCCGCACAGACGACAUCAUCGUUCUUAGCAAGGGUGAGAAGUUUAACCCUAUUGCAAUGGAGAACAUGAUCGUCAGUGGUCAUCCUGCAGUUGAGUCAGCUCUUGUUUGCGGAGACGGGCGCGAACAGUGCGCCUUGCUUGUGGAACUGUCUUCUUCAGAAUCCAGUGAAGAAGAUACCUCCGAGGAAGAACUUGUGGAGGAGCUAUGGCUGAUCGUGCAGAAAGCCAACGAGGAGUGUCCCGAGUACGGACGCGUGAUGAAGAACAUGGUGAUAGUUGCCAAACAGGGCAAGAGACCGAUACGAGCAGAUAAGAGUACUGUUCAGCGUAGGCGUACCCUGGAGAGUUUUGCUGCUGAGCUCGACGAACUUUACCAUCUACACGAAGGCCCUGCUGCAUCCUUUGCACAUACAGAUCGUCCGAUGGAUUUCGAGAGUGUCAAGCAAAUUGUCACGGAUAUUGUUCACGGACUUCCCAGAUAUCGGACAGUGCCAUCCAGCAAGAGUUUCUUUGAUCUAGGGCUGGACUCGCUUCACGCUAUGACAAUGGCCAAGAGCAUCAGAACCGCUUUUCUCAAUCUGCCAACACAAAUCACAACCAAAGUCAUCUACGACUUCCCAAGCAUUGAUCUACUAUCAAGCUCCAUCUGUGGCUCAAUGAUUGGAAGGGAGGAUUCAGUGAAGGCAAUGCAGAUGCUGUACGAUCGCCACUCACCCAUGAGCCGCAAAGCAUUGGCUAAUGAGGCUCCUCGCGCUGCCACUGUAAUCCUUGUUGGCUCCACCGGCCACCUGGGUACUCAGCUUUUGGACCAACUCUCGCGUAGAAUAGACGUCCAGAGGAUUUACUGCCUCAACCGCCGCUCCAAGGUCAACCUUGAACAAGGAGCGGAUGAUCCCCCAUUCGGCAAUCCAGACUCGACAUACACUCGAUACUUUCACGCAGACUAUUCUCAACCGUGCUUCGGCCUUUCUGAACCAGACUUGCGUCUUUUGCAGCGAUCCGUCCUCCGCAACUCGCGAGGACCUGUUUCAGAGGAGGUCGUCCAUGACUGGCUGAGGGCAGAGACUAUGGGCUAUACACAGUCUAAGCUCGUCGCUGAACGCCUCAUAGCUGAGAUCACUGCUACCACUGGUGUCAAAAGCCUAAUCUGCCGUCUGGGUCAGCUCGGCGGAGUCUUGGACCAUGACGCUGGGAACAGCAAGGUACCCGAAUGGCCGGAGAAAGAAUGGUUGCCCGCUAUGCUGGCUUCCUCGAUCCAACUCGGCGCCAUUCCUUCUUCACUAGACUCACUGGACAGCAUCGAUUGGGUGCCCGUUGACGUCGCUGCAGCUACAAUAUGCGAGCUCAUAUCCGCUGGAUCUGCAAUCCGCGAGGCUUGCCAGGUAUACAAUAUCGUCAAUCCUCAAACUACCAGCUGGACAGAGCUAUUGCCACAGCUUGCAGCUUACAGGGGACUGAAACGAGUCGCUCUUCCCGAUUGGGUUGGACUCCUGGAGAAACAUAUUCAGAGCGGGCCAGGGAAAAACAUACCGGCCAUGAGCUUGGUCGAUUUCUUCGAAAGCGCCUAUGAGAAUGGAAAGAAAAAGCCUUUGGUCGACUGCUCGAAGAGUCUUGCUCUGAGUCCGGCUCUCAACGGUACACGACGCAUAGGUGUUGAUUUGAUGGAACGAUGGAUUAGCCAGUGGAGUUUCAGCAGUUGA
Messenger RNA from Aureobasidium namibiae CBS 147.97, 2316 nucleotides. RefSeq lists its product as uncharacterized. Lineage: Eukaryota; Fungi; Ascomycota; Dothideomycetes; Dothideales; Saccotheciaceae. The coding region runs from base 1 to 2316 and encodes 771 amino acids. The record is from RefSeq and is a predicted model, not a curated record. The transcript has 3 exons.